UCGAGAUGGCGGCGCACAUAAUCCAAACAUGCCAUGUCGCCUGCUCCGCUAACAGGACCCCUAAUGUUGUUUCUUGGAGCCGCGGUGGGACCAUCGCUUUCGGGACGUGCAACUCGGUGGCUUUGUACGACCCCCAGGAAAGGAGGGUUGUUUGCAUGCUGAAUGGACACACACAUCGAGUAAAUGCAGUCCAGUGGGUCCAUAGAGAGAAUUCCGCUCCUGAGAGCCACUUGGUCUCGGGAGGCUCAGACGGCCGUCUCCUCAUCUGGGCGGCUAAAAAUGGAAAGUUUGUGCAGCUGGUGGAAUGUAAAGGCCACACGGGUCCAAUUUGCGCCGUGGAUGCGCUCUACACGCAUGCGGACGCGCGCAUCCUGGUGGUGUCGGCGGCAUCAGACUCCACUGUCAGACUGUGGCGCUGCAGUGAUGCCGAGCAGGCUGAGUGCCUCCACACGCUGUCAUUUGGCAGUGGCUUCGUGAUGGAUGUCUCCCUGGCCCUGCUGCCAGGCACCAAAGUUCCUGUGCUGGCCUGCGGGGGCGACGACUCCCGGGUUCACCUGUACGUGCAGUCCCGCGAUCAGCUGAGAAGAGUCAUGACGCUACAAGGACACGAGGACUGGGUUCGAGGUGUCGCCUGGACGUCCGUAGGUGGUGAGCUGCUGUUGGCCAGCUGCUCGCAGGACUGUCUCAUCCGAGUGUGGCGGCUGUGCGCCAAGUCCGGGAAGGAUGCCCGAACCUCCACCGAGGAGGAGGAGGACGAGGAGGAGGAGGAUGCCGACAGCGUCAUCAAAAUGAAAGAGGACAUUUUCCAAGUGGAGGAUGAGGAGGAGAGAGAUGUGCCCUCCGUCUUCGCCGUGUCUCUGGAGACGGUCCUGGCAGGCCACGAGAACCGCGUCUACGGAGUCCACUGGCAGCCUCCAUCUUACGCGGGUGGCAAACUGCAACAGCCUCUCAGGCUUCUCUCAGCCUCCAUGGACAAAACCAUGAUCGUCUGGGCUCCCGAGGAGGGGUCCGGGGUGUGGGUGGAGCAGGUACGCGUCGGCGAGGUGGGUGGCAACACUUUGGGCUUUUACGGUUGCCAGAUGAGUCCGGACGGGUCCAUGAUCCUGGCUCAUGCCUUCCAUGGAGCGCUCCACCUCUGGUGCAGGGACCAGCAGGAACAUGGGGAGUGGAGGCCUGGCAUCGUCCUGUCAGGUCACUUUGAUGCGGUCCAGGACCUGAGCUGGGACCCCGAGGGGGAAUUCCUCCUCAGCGUGGGCUCAGACCAGACCACCAGACUCUUCACUCGCUGGAGGAGGAAGGACAGCAAGACGGCCACCUGGCACGAGAUCUCUCGUCCGCAGAUCCACGGCUACGACAUGCAGUGCCUGGCCAUGGUCGGGAGGUUCCAGUUUGUGUCCGGCGCCGACGAGAAGGUCCUGCGGGUCUUCCAGGCGCCGCGGAACUUUGUGGAAAACUUUGCUAACAUCUCCGGGAACUCCAAGGAGAAGCUGCUUGCAUCGAGUAACUGUGCGGGUCUGCCUGAAGGGGCCAGCACCCCUGCUCUGGGUUUGUCCAACAAGGCGGUCUUUCAAGGUGACCUCGCGUCCAGGACCCAAGGAGACCAGGAGCGGAUCAGCAGCGUCUCCGACCAAUACCAGGAGUCCUACUUCCAUCCCGUCAACAUGACCGAGCCUCCACCGGAAGACCACCUGCUCCAGAACACACUCUGGCCCGAGGUCCAGAAGCUGUACGGCCACGGCUUCGAGAUGUUCUGCCUGGCGUCCGACAGCGCCAGGACGGUGGUGGCGUCGGCGUGCAAGGCGUCCAAGGCGGAGCACGCGUCCGUGCUGCUGUGGAGCGCCGCCACCUGGCGUCGGCUGCAGGCGCUGCCGUGCCACGCCCUCACCGUCACACAGAUGUCCUUCUCCCCGGACUCGCGCUUCCUGCUCGCCGUCUCCAGAGACCGCACCUGGUCGCUGUGGCGGCGGGACCCCGCCUCCUCCGCGGAGUUUUCCCUGCACGCCCACACCACCAAGGACACGGCCGUGCACACACGCAUCAUCUGGUCAUGUGACUGGACUCACGACAGUCGCUACUUUGUCACGUCCAGUCGGGACAAGAAGGUGAUAGUAUGGGGACCGUGUACCACCGACCGCUCUGGGGAUUCUCCUCACAUGACGCCGUGUUCCUCCAUCUUGGAUGUGGGCGACUCCGCCACCGCCGUCGCUUUCUGCCCUCAACGCUGCUCCCAUGACAGGUUGAUGGUGGCAGUGGGUGUGGAGAGUGGGAAGGUACUCUUGUACGGGUGGACGCCUGGCGGACCGGCUGACGGGGGGCAGGACUGGAUCCGCCUGGGAGAAACCGACGCAUCACAAAGUCACACUCUGGCCGUCAAGAGGCUGCGAUGGAGGCCGAUAGCGGAGGACGAGGAGGCGACGUCCUGCGUCCAGCUGGCCAGCGCCGGCGCCGACCACGCCGUAAAGAUCUUCAGCAUCAAGGAAGACGCCCUCUAGCGCCACCUGCUGUCAUCAUCUAAAGGUGCAAUCAUGUCUUUUUUUUUUUAAUUAUGAGGACAAUAAAGGACAAGUUUUCUAUGGACUAUCUUGUCCUGUCCUCCGCUGCUCAACUUUGUCUAUGAAACUUGGGUGCGUUCAUGAAACGCUGGGAAAUUACAGCCUUUCUGCUGAAGGACGUUCUGCGGGAGUAGAUCCACUGGCGCUUUGGCGGUUAAUGUACGAGCGGGAGAGACUAACGGCUAACUGCCGCUCGUAACUCUUCGCUAAGCACGU
This is a messenger RNA of Doryrhamphus excisus (bluestripe pipefish), 2768 nucleotides long. Lineage: Eukaryota; Metazoa; Chordata; Actinopteri; Syngnathiformes; Syngnathidae. The record is from RefSeq and is a predicted model, not a curated record.